This is a messenger RNA of Callorhinus ursinus (northern fur seal), 4301 nucleotides long. It is a transcript of the gene LAPTM4B, whose product is annotated as lysosomal protein transmembrane 4 beta. The record is from RefSeq and is a predicted model, not a curated record. Gene Ontology annotation, cellular component: lysosomal membrane. NCBI's taxonomy places the organism in Eukaryota, Metazoa, Chordata, Mammalia, Carnivora, Otariidae.
AGCGCAGAGUCCGGCCGCUGCAGCCGCUCGGAGCUCUCGGCUGAGGCGCGGAGCGCGGGCCACUGGCGAGCGGGCGAACGGGCGAGCGGAACCGCAGCGGUAGCGGGAGCGGCGGGGGAGCCGGCAGCAGCCGCGCAGGGAGCCCCGAGCGACGCGGCCGACGGUCCUGCAAACUUGGGCGCGCCACGGCGCCCGCCGCCCGAGCGAUGAAGAUGGUCGCGCCCUGGACGCGGUUCUACUCCAACAGCUGCUGCCUGUGCUGCCAUGUCCGCACCGGCACCAUCCUGCUCGGCGUCUGGUACCUGAUCAUCAAUGCUGUGGUGCUGCUGAUUCUGUUGAGCGCCCUGGCUGAUCCAGACCAGUACCACUUUUCAAGUUCUGAGCUGGGAGGCGACUUUGAGUUCAUGGAUGAUGCCAACAUGUGCAUUGCGAUUGCAAUUUCUCUUCUCAUGAUCCUGAUAUGUGCCAUGGCCACUUACGGAGCCUAUAAGCAACGCGCUGCCUGGAUCAUCCCGUUCUUCUGUUACCAGAUCUUUGAUUUUGCCCUCAACACCUUGGUUGCCGUCACUGUGCUUGUUUAUCCAAACUCCAUUCAGGAAUACAUACGACAGCUGCCUCCUAAUUUUCCCUACAGAGAUGAUAUCAUGUCCGUGAAUCCUACCUGUUUGGUCCUUAUUAUUCUUCUGUUUAUCAGCAUUAUCUUGACUUUUAAGGGUUACUUGAUUAGCUGUGUCUGGAACUGCUACCGAUACAUCAAUGGCAGGAACUCCUCUGAUGUCCUGGUUUAUGUUACCAGCAAUGACACUACGGUGCUGUUACCCCCGUACGAUGACGCUGCUGUGAACAGCACUGCCAAGGAGCCGCCACCACCUUACGUGUCUGCCUGAGCCCUCGAGUGUGGGGGCCUGAGAAUAGCAGCUCGAUUUCCAGACGUCAGAGCAAUAGUUCUUUCUUUGCACUUCUGGGAUGAGCUCUCUGAGCUUAUUUGUUGCUGAAAUGCUCCAGUUUUUAAAUGUAGAUGUUAAGUGGAAACCCUCUUUAGUUUUAAGCAUACGCUUCGGCUAGAGCACGGUGAUAGACUCACUGUAGAGUUCUCUGUGUGUGUCGGGGGGCGGGGCUCAGUGGGCUUCCCUUGUCUUCCCCGGGGGUUCCCUAGGCAUUGAACCUUCCCAGCAAUCUGGAUGAGCCCGGAGUCAGAGAAGUCUGGUUUUGUCCCUGCUGGGCCUCAGAGUCAGGGAAUUCAUCACAUUUUUUCUCUGUGUUCCCCCUUAUCUCUUUUGAAAGUGUAAAAUAAAAUCAAAAUUAGAGAAUGCUUUUCUUAAGCCAUUCCAGUAUUUGAACAAACCCUUCAAACCUUAUAGAACAGGCAUAUCAAUUGUGUGAUCAUUGCUCUAAUUAGGGAAAUAGGAGUCCAUAUCUAUAUAAAUAAAACAACAAUUUCCUUAUGAUUCUUUAUGACUUAAAUUCAAUGACAGUUUGUAUUUGCUGUUCAAGGAUUUUGUCCAUGGGCGGAAUUGAGACCCUUCCACAAUCCCAGGCAGUGACCGCGGCCACUCUCCGAUGGCUGGUCUUGAACGCCCCGUGUCUGGGGUCAUGGGGUGGCGUGUCUCGCCUGUGUUACAGUGGUGGAGCGGAUGCGUUUAGUACCGCUUGGUGCUCCCUUCCUCCCGGUUUCCCAUGCGCACCCAGGACCCUUUUCACUAAGGAUUUGCCUGAGAGUAUGAAAAAAGGUUUUCUUCUUCUCUCCCUACAAGGCACAUCCUACCAUUUUGAAAUUCCGAGUGUGCUCAGACACCGGUUCAAAUGUAAAACAGUCUUCAGAAAGAUGAGGAGGGGUGCUUUUCUUGUGGAAUGCUCUUAUCUCGCCUACCUGAAUUUCAAGGAACUUUCAUAUAUUCACAUGGUCAAAAGUCACAGCCCUCCUGUUCAUUUUUGAGCGUGCUGUAAAUGAAGGCUUUGCAAUUAAAGUGAGAUUUGCCCACAUCUGAGAAAGUAACCUUUUGACUCUGUGGUGAUCGUGCCUAGGGACCCUUCCCACCCGCAUGUGGCCGUGCAGACACAGAGUUUGGCCCGAGGAGGCAGCUUUACAGCUUGUUUCACACAUAUGUAUAAAUACACAUUUUUUUCUAUUUUAGUGCUGAUAAAAUCAGAGCAUCUUAGGCCAAGAGAAAUGGAGCCGAACAGACUCGAGCUUCCAACAUUCCUAAACCCCACCCCUGCCAAGCUCUGUGUGCUCAGCUGUUUUGCAUACGAUUGCUUUAUGUCCAUGGUGUACUUUUAAUAAGCAGUUUGGAUUUUACUCCAUUCCAAGGGAGAUUAAAUAAGGGAGGUAGGAGGAGGGGAUUUUCAUCCCGGAGAAUCAGCCUCGGUGAUUUCCUUUGGUAUACCUCAUUAGUAUUCUUUAUAAACUCAACCGAGGAAAUUCUCUUCCUGAAAGCUUUGUGCCCAUAAGAUUCACAGUAAGUUAAUCAUAUUAAGAGGUGUUAGGAAUGGAAGAGGCCUCUCGGACAGUUUCACUGAUCUCUGGAAGGCACACAGGAUAUCACAGUUGCUUGCAUGGACCUCCCUGUGAUUUUCCAGCCCUCUAAUAAUUUUUGUGGUAUGAAAAAUGGCACAUGGUUAAGUGGAAGUGCUGAGUUUGAGUCUGUGUGGCGUCCUCUGAGGGACUAUUGUGCAUGUAAUGCUCAGCCCACACCACAGACGCCAGAAUACCCCUUAAUUCUCAGGGGUCCUAUCUGGAGCUGGCGAGGCGGCCUUUCCUAACCUCUACAGCAUAACCUGGGCUGUGCGCGAAAGCCUCCUCCGCAGUUACCUCUACGGAGUCACGAACUGUCCUCUCAACGCCACCCGAGGGCAGGUUGUGAUGUGUGGAUUAAAAUGACCCUGCAGGGCCCAUUCCAUGACUCAGCAAUUCAUUCUAUUUCAUCACCAAUCCAAUUAAAUACCCCUCUUAACUGUAUUUUAAGUCCAACUUUAAUAUCUGACCCCUUUCUCCUCUAUUUUGCUAUCUACAGUCAUUCCCUCACUUGCCCCCAUGCCUGUACGCCUCUUGGUCACUUUACUGAUGAGAGCACCUCAGGCUUUUUCAUCUUGACCACCCUCCCAAGAUCCUUAUGACCAGAUCUUGGAUAUCCAGCCCAGUGCCAGAAGGUGUGCCAAUGGACCCACCAAGUGGCAGCCCGUGUAGGAGAGUUUUAAGUGUGCUCUCUGGGCCAGAGGGAACAGGAAGCUGACACCUGUUGGCUUAGAUGUGGUCUGUCCACCCUAGGAACUGAGCUUCCACUGAACAAGCUGGUCAGAUUUGCAGAAUGCCCAGCCGUAUGGACGAGUUUUAAGGCCAACAGACUUGCCCACCCCUUCCUGUACCUUCUUCCAACACAAACCUCAUGUGCCGUAUCUCUUCCAAAUCUGGUGUCCUUGUCCCUGCCCCCACCCUGUCUUACUGUUCCCUGAGAAUGCAAGAAACUUUCCCCCUCCCAUCCUUUUUUGCACCACCCUGCCUUUUUUUUAAUUACUCUGUUCUGGCCCUAAAUAUUUGUUUAGUUUGACUGCUUACCCAAACCACUCCUCAUUUCAUGUGUCUUUUCACACUCAGUUCGUUAACAAUACUUCUUAGGAAUGAUCUCACUAGACCAUCUGUAUAGACACUGUCACCAUUAGAGUUGUUUUCUCCAUAGAGGGAUGCAUUGCAUUUGAAAUAGUCAUCCUUUGAGAAUAAAAUCCUGUUGUGCAAACUGAGCCUUUCUGAUCAAGGAAAACUAAUGAGACUGUAAAAACAUUUCCAUUUCUUGAAGAAGAUGUGCCAUUUUUGCAACCCAUCUAGAAACUGAUGUAAAUAUCAUUAAAUAAUAUCGCUGCUGGUUAUGUAGGCAGUCUCUAAUCUUCUGGAGGGGAGAGGGCAGGUGUCUUUGCCAGGGUUUCAAAAGAAUCAUGCAAAAGGACUGCCAGCAUCAAGUGUAGGCUCAGCCCUCGCAGGGCUCCCCACCUUCAGACCUAACAUGCACCAAACACAGUGCCUAGAGCUGUAUAAAAUGGGUUUUUUGGCAGCUCGGACUGAAAGGGAAGGGAAAAGGCUUUGCAAGGAUGUCUCCACACCCAUGGAAUUCACUUAAAAGUGUCUCUGCACACUGGCCAAGUUUUCUGCCAAAUGACUCUGGAGUAUGGAGGCCAACCAGAUCGGUGACCUGCCCAGAAGCCCACACAUGCCUCUUGCUGACUAUAGCACCCAGACAUCAGAAGAGAGAAGCUGUCAUUGGCCAGCCCAGAAAAAAUUACAUCAAGGCAAAAGCCUUAGCACUAAA